Molecule: messenger RNA, 6702 nt
Organism: Osmia lignaria (orchard mason bee)
Lineage: Eukaryota; Metazoa; Arthropoda; Insecta; Hymenoptera; Megachilidae
Product: homeobox protein prospero
Biological process (GO): regulation of transcription by RNA polymerase II
Cellular component (GO): nucleus
Molecular function (GO): DNA-binding transcription factor activity, RNA polymerase II-specific; RNA polymerase II cis-regulatory region sequence-specific DNA binding
Source: RefSeq, a predicted model, not a curated record
AGAAGGAGAAGGAGAAGGAGAAGGAGGAGGAGGAGGAGGCUGCGGCGGAGGCGCGACGGAGGAGAAAAAGGUGGAGGAGGAAAAGGAAGAGAAAGAGAAGGAGACGCCGAAGACGAAGAAAGUGUUGAGAGGAGAGUGUGUUGGCGAUCAAAAAGUGGGGAGGACAAGGUAGAAGGAACGAGGAGAAAAGGCGGCUGUGGUAGGGGAAACGGCGAGAGAGUAGAGUAGAGAAGCAGAGGCAGCGCACUGAGCCACGAGGGGCUAUUCGAGCGAGAAGGGGAGGGGUGACAAGGAACCCUGGCGGGGAGGGGACGCGGAGGCCUUCGGGGGGCCGACCAACCAGACGGCCGAUGAUGUCAUCGGGGGAGGAGACCGAGUAUUUCGCCCCCUACGGAGCAACCACGGAAAGCAAGCAACAGCAACUUCAGAAGAAGCAGAAGCGCACCAGACAGCGCGUGGACGCCGGCGAGCCGCGCAACAACUACUCGAGUAUACCGCACUUCACCUCCCGGCCAUCCUUCCACGGCGGUGGUCUGUACGGUUCUAUCUUCGGUGGCAGCGGGCCAACACAUCAACAACAACAACCACAACCACAACAACAACAACAACAAUCUCAACAUCAUCAAUCGCAGUCGCAGCAACAACAACAACUCCAGCAACAACAGGCUGGAGCGGCAAGCAGUCAAGGUCAUUUAGGUACAACUACGACGGGUCCUACAGCUCAGCAGCAUUCCGCCCACGCGGCUUUCGGCUUCUUCGGGGCACCGGGUUACGGCCCCGCCAAGAUGUUGAACGAGCUACUCGGACGACAGGUCAAACAGGCCAGUGACGCCGGUGGCUCACCGCCAGAGGGCGGUCACGGAAUGACUGGUGCCGGCAUGGACCCAGCCGCUAAUUUGCAAUCCGGUGCUGUAGUUAAUUGCGACGAUCCCGCCACCGCCGAGCUUACGCAGCACAUGCUCCGCGACAUACUCCAAGGGCGCAAACUCUCCGCGCGCUCGAUCCAAGAGCAGUCGAACAACAAUAACAGUAUACACAGCAACAAUAACAACAACAACAACACCACAGCGGAUUUACUUAAGUCUCAACAACAGCAUCAGCAUAGUCCUCAACAAAAUAGUGAUAGUGCACGUAGUGGAACAGUGCAUAGUGGUGGAGAGGAGAGUGGUGAUGGAAACAACGUCGUGAAUAACGCGAAUCACAGUGAUCGUGAUACCGUGAUGCCGGGCGAUGCUGAGGAUAGCGCGGAGGACGCAGCCGCGGCCGCACGUGCUAUGGAAGAGGCAUUCGCCGAAGCUGGUAUGGAGCCUGGGGCCAAUCUCGAUGGAUCCGACUGCGAACAGAGUUUACCACCCAGUCCCACCCAACCAAGGUCAGGCUCUGUUUCCGUCAAGGAAGAGUUGCAGGAUUCGUUGAACAUCAAACGUAGCCCGAGCCAUUCUCCUUGUCCGAUCAUACCGAAAACCGAGACCAGUUCGCCGACCACGGAAACUAAACGAGCACGUGUUGAAAAUAUCGUCAGCACGAUGCGCAGCAGUCCGGCCCUUCAAACUCCCACGGUGAACGGUUGUAAGAAACGUAAGCUCUAUCAUCCGCAGCAACAAACCAUACACCACGUUCUCCAGCACGGUGUCAACGAUACCAUGAUGGACGACGAGGAGGUGAACGACGAACUAGAGGAUCCCCUGACGAUCAGGCAGAAACGCGAGGAAAAGGAUAACCUUCAGUCGCAGUUGAAAAGUUUACACGAACAAUUGGCUGUGAUGCAGCAAAAGUACGAUGAGCUUACGAGUAGAAUCGAUUCGGAUAUUGGCGACAUCGUUGGUGCACCGGCCAGUCCUCAACCACCGACCAAACGGACCCGACUUCAUCCACCAUCGUAUAACGGGCUGCCGGCACUGCCGACCGAACACCCGCAUGCCGCGGCAGCCGCCAUGUAUCAUAUGGGACACAAACUCUACCUCGAACAGCAACAAGCUGCUCUAGAGAGAAUGAAGCAGCAUCAGGAGGCGGCUGUCAGGCAACAACAGCAGCAGCAACAGCAACAGCAACAGCAGCAGCAGCAGCAACAACAGCAGCAGCAACAUCAACGGCAAAGUUCUCCACCGCCACCACCGAGUCAAGCGCAGCAACAGAGCCAAAGCAAUACCGGCCCGUCCACCCCGCAGACGCCGCAAAUGCAGCCAGCGGGUACUCCUCUUCAGCACAAAGAUUUCCAAGAAAGGAUAAAUAUGUUCAGACCAGCCGCAGCGGCCACCGGCUCGUCGGCUUCACACAUCACCGACGAGGACCUGCAAAGUCUCUCGGACGCGUUGAAAGUGGAGAUCACCUCGUGCUUGACAGGUCUGAUCGACAAAGUAGUUAACAGGUUCGUGCAACAGAGGAGGUUUCUUGGUAAACAAAGCGAGGCGGCUCAGGUUGCCGCUGAACAGUUGAACAAGGAUCUGAUGUUGGUGAGCCAAGUAUUGGAAAGAAAAUCGCCAAGGACGAAAGUAGUUGACAGAGCAGCACCGCAACCCGGUGGCCCAAACGGGCCACGGGGGCCCCACAAUGGCGGGCCCCCUCCUCCACAAUCUACGGGUUUCCCUCAAAUCGUUACCAUGGCUGGCGUUCCCCAUGGUCCUCAUUCCGGCCCCACGGAGAACAAUCUUAAUCAAAUGAAUCAGCUGCCCCCGCACGUGAGGGCGAGCGGCGGAAGGUUUCAGACCUCCCAACCGCCCACGAUGUACAGGACCUGCAUGCAGGGACCGCAACAACAGCAGCAACAACAACAUCAACAGCUGGAACAUCAGCAGAGAGAGCAACAGCAACGCGACCAAUAUUGUAACAUGAGGGGAGAGGAGAGAGAAAGCAGGGACUCGGAACAGAACGAGGCACUCUCGCUCGUCAUAACACCGAAGAAAAAACGCCAUAAGUAUUUCCCAUCGCAGGUAACGGACACGAGGAUCACGCCGAGGACGGUGUCCCGAAUCCUGGCGCAGGAGGGUUGCGCAUCGCAAGGAGGAAGCGAGAGUCCACCGCCCCCGCCUCCGCCGAGAUCGUAUCACGCACCGCCACCGAUGCUGCCAGUGUCUCUGCCAACCAGCGUAGCGAUACCGAAUCCAAGUCUCCACGAGAGUCAAGUGUUCUCGCCGUACUCGCCGUUCUUCAACCCUCACGCGAGUCAUCCGGGUCAGGUACCACCUCCGGGUCCGCAUCACCUACCAGCCAGCCCUCCUGGUGGAGGUGUAGAGCUCAGGGAUUCCCCUCCACUGCCCCAUCCGCCGGCUAUACUGCAUCCUGCCUUAUUGGCGGCUGCCCAGCAUGGCAGUCCGGACUACGGACAUCUCAGGAUAGACAGCAACGACCGGCCCCCCGGUGAUUGCAACUCCGGCGACAUCAGUUACGACGGGAUUCAGCCUACAUCGUCGACGUUGACGCCGAUGCAUCUGAGGAAGGCGAAACUGAUGUUCUUCUGGGUCAGGUACCCGACCUCGUCCAUCCUCAAGAUGUACUUCCCUGACAUCAAGUUCAAUAAGAACAACACCGCACAGCUGGUCAAGUGGUUCUCCAACUUCCGGGAGUUCUACUAUAUUCAAAUGGAGAAAUACGCGAGGCAAGCGGUUUCUGAAGGUGUGAAGAAUGUCGAGGAGCUUCGGGUCGGUGGUGACUCGGAAAUCUAUCGAGUUCUCAACCUUCAUUACAACCGAAACAAUCACAUUGAGCCUGGUUAUGAAUUACAGGUACCGACCCACUUCAGGUUCGUCGUCGAGCAGACGCUAAAGGAAUUCUUCAAAGCUAUCCAAGGUGGCAAAGACAACGAACAGAGCUGGAAGAAGUCCAUCUACAAAGUGAUCGCUAAGCUGGACGACGCGGUACCGGACUACUUCAAGACCCCGAACUUCCUGGAUCAGCUCGUAUGAAUCAGCAGGUCGCGUGACUCUUGCUCUUCGUGGUGCGCGGGCUCGUCAGCGCUCGUCGGCUCCCGGUAAAGUCAGAAAACUAACAGAACGAUUACGAAGAGGGAGGAACGGUCAGCGAGGAAGGAUCGCAUCCGCCAUUGGAGGUACACGUCCUUCGCGUAAAAGCGCGUUCAGGUAUCCUUACAAACUAACAUAUCGCAGAACGAUCGUGAGAGAGAUAGAGGGAGAUUAGUUGGGAGGGAGUGAAAGAUAGAUAGAAAUGAGAUAAAAUGUUAGGGAGAUUAGAGGAGUAAGAGAAAAAAAAAAAAAAGAAAGGGAAAGAAAAGUACAGAGAGAGAAACGUUCGAACGAACGAACACGCGACGUACGGAGGCAUCGAUCAUCCUAAACCGAAAAGGAACCCGAUGAGGAGUGCCGACGAAGGAUCAGGCUGUGACCUAAUCACGAGACAACGUUCACGAGCGGGACCGGUUGGAUUUAUUUCACGCUUCGUGCCUUUUUAAUCGGACCGAUCAUAGAUAAUUAAUCGCGAUCGGAUGCGACCAGUUACUAAGCGAGGCCACGAACUGUCCAGCCUGUCCUCGCCGCGGACGGCAUCGAUACGACGACGGUUCUGGGAGGAAGCGGAAGAAUACAUAGAACGAGAAAGCGUGGUCAACGAACGGCAAGGAAUACUACAAACAAGCUUCGAACGUCGAGUAUUGUUUUCGAUUUGUUGCGUAACAAGCAGACAACAGUUCACCGAUUACCGCCUAAUUUUAAGACCCUCGUUUAUUCCGAAUCUAGACAUGUAAGGGAAGAGAAAGAGCAUUCGUGAAAAACGGUGACGACGAUCGAUCGAAGGCUGGCAUUCUUUCGAGCGAACGAAAAGUUCAAUGGUAUGGCUACCGUUUUGUCCAAUAUUUCUAGAUGAUACCGAUUUAAAAAGAAAAGAAAAGUUUACUACUUAUCGUGUGGUUCGAUGGUGAAGCAAGAUCCGCUGGACGGAUCCUCCGCAGCUUCCGUUCGAGAGGCAGAAGAGGAGACCCUCCUCGUGGAUCUUGGUGGAACGAGCGGUGACGAACGGUAUUCGCCCUCCGUUUCCGUUCGUUUCCAAGGCGCUACAACGAUGGCCAGUUUCACUUGGCAUUCGUCACGCUGCGUACCUUUGGUCUUUUUCUUUUUUUUUUUUUUUCUUUCUACGAGGAACCCUUGUUGCUCGAUCGAACGCACCCUCGUCGACCCGUCGUCCCGACGGCAAUUUCGUUUCUAACCGCGAUCGCUCCGACAUCCGCUCGACAGAGCCAAAGAUGAUUAGUUGUUUCGAAAGGGAUCCCAGGUUCGUACCGAAUCGACGGGAACAACUAGCGCCGUUACCAAAUUUUACUUUCAGCGGAAGUUAACCCCGUCGUUUCCGAAGACGAUACAGCCGACCGGCAAACGGGCCGGUCUCCUGCGCGUCGAUCCUUUCUUUUUUCUUUUUAAUUAAUCCUUAAGUUGUACAUAGGUUCAGUUUCUCGUCAGAAUUCUAGCGAAUAUUCUUUGAAGAAGCGAGACGGUACACGGUAAGAAUUCCUGAAUGGCAUUCGUCGAACGUGACAUACGAAAUCUGGAUGUUUCGUUUCUCGUUCGAGCAUGGAUUCUUAGUACACGACGUUUACGUAGAGAUGUUUUUUAAUUAAAUUAAAUGGUUAAUUGAUAUGUAAACGAGGUUAGGCUAGUCGCAGUGACAGGAGUACGAGUAACAGGGACGACGAAAUGGGAAGUGACGAUAUUUUCGAUGAUUUGCACGUGAAUUAAAGAAGGGGGGAGAUCAAUUUUGAGAAAGAGACUAAAAGAUAAAUAAACAAUCGUACGCCGGUGCGUAACUAUAAUAAAGGUAGAUUAUAUUUAAAAAAAAAAAAAAGAACUUAUAUAAUAUAUAUAUAUACAUAUAUAAUUGCAUCAAAUUCUAUGUAUAUAUAUUAGACUUUAAAGCAAAAAGACGAAUAUUGGCGCGAUUAAAAUUGCGUAAAGAAUGCGUGACAGAGGAUUAGACGACCAUAAACCUCCCUUAUUUCCACUUCUACCCUAACCACGUCACACACACGUUACACACGCGCGCGUACACGUCCUAACCAACCCCCCUCCGGCCGCGCGCGUACGCACACUAAGCGAUACACACUUUACAACCCUUAUUGUACAUACAAGCACAUAUAUGCACGGUUUAUUCGCGAGAUGUUCAUUGCUAACGCGUAUGUGUUCUAUCGUCGCAAAAAAAAAAAAAAAAUGAUUUCUUUUUUUCCCGGUCGACGAUUUGUAGAUACGUUAUCGUACGUUAUGAUAAUUAUUAUUACACCGAGUUAUAUUGUAACUUAAAUUGAUUGCCUUUUCACUAUUAUUAUUAUUCCCGCUAUUAUGUGCACUAUUAUUAUUAUUAUCAUUAUUGAAAUAUUAUUGCUAUUAUUAUAUUAUGUUACGAGUAUUUUGUGAGAAUGCGAUGAUCACGAUUGAUUUCAUUCCCUGAAGCCUUAGUUUUCAACCGAAAUUUAUCACGUCGCAGGAAUAUCCAGCAAUACGUGUGUACCCUGUUCACGAGAUCCUGUCCCCUUUACUUUAUUUCCCUCCCUUGUAUAUUUGUAAGCUUCACUCUCACCGUAUCUACCUUCUGGCAUUUUAGUUUAUCAUUGUAUUUAGUUAUUGUAUUCGCCACGACCAUUAUAAUUAUUAUUACUAUUAUUAUCAUUAUUAUAAUUAAGCAUGAGUUUAUGCAAGUGUACACGACAAAGAGAGGAGAGCAAUCAACAAAGGUAUUACACGGAAGAAAAAGGAAAAAAAAAAA